AAUAAUAUUAUUAGUAACCAUUGAUAACGUUGUUUAUGAACUCAAUAGUAAUAUACUAUGAAUUGAUUGUUAAUUUAAUUCAUGUUUUGUUUGUUUGUUUACAACACAUACUGACCGGUGAUGUCUAACCUGACGUAUAAAUCUGUGAUUACCUUAGGAUUGGUAUCACUUCUUCACUGCGCCUUUUCUGCGACACAACACAGAAGUUAUGUACGAUUAGUGGAACAGGAGUUCACAGGUUUGCCACAAGACAUUGUCGUCCAGUGUUUGGUCAGUCUAUUGGUGACCAUUGCGGCCAUCAUUGCACUGAAUGCCAGUCGACUUCAAGAGAUUCAUGCGUUAAGUGAUCUCAAAGACAAGACAAUUGAUAUAAUGAACAACAGACCAAACUUUUAUAUGUUUAACCACAGAGGAAGACUUCUUUGCAAAUAAUAAGAGAAAGACAUUACUCGUUGUCUAUGCAAUACAUUGCCAUCAAUUGGGAC
Molecule: messenger RNA, 485 nt
Organism: Oppia nitens
Lineage: Eukaryota; Metazoa; Arthropoda; Arachnida; Sarcoptiformes; Oppiidae
Product: ER membrane protein complex subunit 5-like
Exons: 1
Coding region: 121-432 (103 amino acids)
Cellular component (GO): plasma membrane; Golgi apparatus; early endosome
Source: RefSeq, a predicted model, not a curated record